AUGCACUCCAUCAAGUUCCUGGGAGCCAUCCUGGCUGUCGCCGGCACGGGUUUGGCCAUGCCCCUGGAGGCACCCAUCGCUACCCCAGCUUCCCCUGCCCCCACCGCCGCCGCCCCGGCCGUGGAAGGUCUUCAGGAGUCGUGGGUUGGCUGUGACAAUGGUCAUUGCCCCCCCGAGGACCCCAGCCCCUGGUCGAAGAAGGCCAAGGAGCGUUGGGCAGCGAAGAAGGCCAAGAUGCCAAAGAAGACUUCGAAGCCCAAGGACCUCAGCCCCGAGGAGCUCGAGAAGAAGGUCACUGAGCUUUGGGGAGAGAAGAAGGCUAAGGAGUUUUUCGCAGCGAAGAAGGCCAAGAAGCCGCAGAACCCUCCGAAGCCUGCGGAGCCUUCGUGCAACAAGGACAAGAGAGACGCGGCUGUCGACGCCGCCUGCGCCACCGACGACGACGGCUUCAGAAAGCUGUCGCCGGAGGCCCUCAGCGCCAUCCUCAAUGCCGCCCCGGGGCCCGUCGUGGCCGAGUCAAUGCCCUCCGCCGCCGCAUACGAGAUCCUGCCCCCCGGCGCUGCCGAGAAGAUCCGCGGCGCGCAUGGCCCCGGCGUCGUCGCCUCUACCGCAGCCGUCUCGGGUCCUCUCAAGCUGACCAAGAGGCCCGCCCGCACCUCCUCGGCUGCCGGUAAGCCUACCGCGUCCUCCGCUACCGGUACCCCUAGCGCCGCUACGGCGACCGGUACCCCUACCACCGCUACGGCGACCGGCACGACCACCCCCAAGGUGAUCUCCGUCGGGGUGACCGGAACGCCCGCCCGCCCAUCCCUAGCCACCGGUACGGCCACCAGCACCACCGCCCCCACAAAGGUCCACCUCGCGGCCCGGGGCUACCCCUCUAACUUCGCGGACCUCGUCCGCGUCGGGCCCCAGAUCGAGAAGAAGACGCCCACCGCAACCCCGGCGCCCAACGCCCUAGACUGCGCUUACAUCAUGGACGAGGGCAUCAAGGAGAUCAUGGCCAAGGGAGACGCGGCCAUGGAGAACUACGAGGCCUUCCAGCAGUGUGUCUUCGCUGAGGCCACGAGCCAGAGUUGGGCUUUGUCGGAGGGUGGUCGUAUCACUCGUAUCCCAGUGAUGGAUGAUGCUACCCGCGAGCGUCUCAUUGCCAAUGGCGACAUCGUUGUCCUCAAGGGAAAGCGCAAGCCGGGCACCAAGCCUCAGCACUCUUGA
Colletotrichum gloeosporioides is the source of this 1215-nucleotide messenger RNA. RefSeq lists its product as uncharacterized. The coding region runs from base 1 to 1215 and encodes 404 amino acids. The record is from RefSeq and is a predicted model, not a curated record. The transcript has a single exon. NCBI's taxonomy places the organism in Eukaryota, Fungi, Ascomycota, Sordariomycetes, Glomerellales, Glomerellaceae.